Clonostachys byssicola is the source of this 1590-nucleotide messenger RNA. The record is from the annotation of a GenBank genome assembly. Lineage: Eukaryota; Fungi; Ascomycota; Sordariomycetes; Hypocreales; Bionectriaceae.
AUGGUACGGGGGUAUAUCAAAAACCCCCGAAGCAUCAUUCUCGCUGUGGUCUCUGCCAAAAGCGAUUUCGCCUUGCAAGAAAUAACGGAAAUUGCCAGGGAGCUGGACCCAAACGGAACACGCACGUUAGGCCUAAUCACGAAACCGGAUACACUUGAUGUCAGAUCUGAUAGCGAGACUGCGUAUGUCAAGCUUGCUCGAAAUGAGGACGUUGAAUUUCGCUUGGGGUGGCAUGUUCUCAAAAAUAGAGAUUACCAGAUGCGGGAUGCCUCCUCUGCGGAGAGAGAUGAAGCGGAGGAAGCCUUUUUCCAAACCGGAGUCUGGGCAACAACGAAUCGAGCACAACUGGGAGUCAGGGCUCUGAAACCGCGCCUAAGCGAUGUGCUAAAAGAUCAGAUUUUUCGUCAGCUCCCUGCCCUUAUUCAGGAUGUCGACACGGAAAUAUCGUCGACUGAAGGCCAGCUCCGACGACUUGGAUCCCCACGCUCCAACGCGACUGAGCAGCGUCGAUAUCUUCUUCAAGUCAGCCGCGAGUUCACCUUUCUAAUGCAGGCAACUGUUGAUGGACUAUACAACGACUCUUUCUUUGGCAGUACUGAAACUGAUGAAGGGUACAGCAAACGGCUGCGGGCCCGACUACAAAACACGUUGUCGAGCUUCAGUGAGACUAUGAGGCAGCAGGGAAGGCGGCGGAUAAUCAUUGACGACAGGUCUGAUUCUGAAGAGCAGGAACUAGCAUCCAACGAGAUAUCGCGUUCUCGGUUUAUCGACCUGGUCAAGGAGCGAAUCCGACGAGGCAGGGGCCGCGAAUUGCCGGGAACAUUCAAUCCUAUGGUCAUUGGCGAACUCUUUGUUGAGCAAUGCGCGCCUUGGCAGCGCAUUGCCUCAGAUCUCAGACUGGAGAUUCUUGGACUCGUGAAUGACAUUUUGAAGCUUAUAGUGGACCAUAUCGCAAUACAAGAAACGGCAUCCAGCAUUCUAUCCAUUAUCCGAGGAUCUCUAGAGCCGUUGAAAAAUGACCUGGAAGCGAAAUUCAAAGAGUUGCUCACGCCGCAUAUUGAAUGCCACCCAAUAACGUAUAAUCACUACUUGACAGAUACCGUGCAAAAGAUCCAGGAGCAAAGGCGUCGGAAGAGCUUGAUAAACCAGUUUCGUGAAACAAUAGGGUCUGGAGCGUUUGAGAAUUCUCAUUUUCCAAAGGGCAUUUCUCCCACUGAAUUCUUCCAUGCUCUGGAAAGACACAACGAAGUUGAUAUGGAGCGUAAUGGAAGCGAACUCGCAGUUGACUACAUGGAGGCCUAUUAUAAGCUCGCAAGAAAGAAGUUUAUAGACGAUAUUAGUAUGCUGGCAGUGGAGCAGUGCCUGAUCAAGAAGCUGCCAUCCUUAUUUCCAUCAGAAAUCAUCUUAGAGCUACAGGAUGACGAGGUAGCUCAGAUAGCCACAGAAAGCGAUGCACUAUCACUUGAGAGGACUUGGUGUAGACAGAAGCUCGCUACUCUAGAGGACGAUAAAGUCGACCUCAAGCAGCUAGAUUGCCAUCGCGCGUUAAACUUCUGUAACAGGAUGUCUCCAAGCCUCUCUGCCUUAUAA